Messenger RNA from Periconia digitata, 533 nucleotides. The record is from the annotation of a GenBank genome assembly. NCBI's taxonomy places the organism in Eukaryota, Fungi, Ascomycota, Dothideomycetes, Pleosporales, Periconiaceae.
UUCUUGGGCUUGGCCUCCUUUGCGGAUCUUUUGCCAAGGGCAUGGCACUCGCUGGGCAUUUGUUCCAUGGCAGGCUACGCCAAUCACGCCGGCGCCCUCGCCCUCAGGUUGGACGUGAAUCUCAUGUUGCGACUGUCCACAAGACGGAAUGGGCGGCAUGCUGCUCUUCUGUCCGCUCCAGCCCAGCCAGCUUCCAGCACUGCGACCUUCACACCUGGCUUCAUCCGCUGCCUUGGCCUUUCUCCGCCCGCGACCAACAUGACAAUGUCGCAGCCGCUGUUGGCCAUGCCACGCCGCCUCUCUUUGUUCUCACCCGAGCCCAUGCACAUGAUGUUGCCAAGGUCCACGUGAAAGCCCUCCCUCGAUGCCCAUCUCCGCCCACUCGAGACCAAGACUACACGGCCUGCUCGAGUGCUGCGAGGGGGCGCUGCCGGCGCCAUUGGCACCGCUGGCUGAUCUUCCACUCGGUCACUAAGUCGGUGGAUACAUUACUUGAUAGCCAGGCAGCAAGACAUGGCAAGCAAGAAAACUGA